UUUCCCUCUCUCUUCCUCUCUCUUCCCCCCUCUCUCUCUCUUCUUGUUCUCCUACUCUCUCCCUCUGUGUUUCUCUUCAUUUCUCUUUCUCACUCCCUCAUGCUCUGUACAUCUCUUUCUUUCUCGCUCUGAUUUGCCUCACCACGUCUAUCACUCUCUCUGUUUCCCUCUCUCCUCUCUCCUCUCCUCUUCUCGGUAUGGUGAGGAUGACUCUGGGAGCUCUGGCACUGUUUGUAGCUGUGUGUGGAGUGUCCAGUUUUGUGUUGCUGGGGGUGGCUAUAGGGACAGACUACUGGUACCUCAUAGAUGUCGCUCAGAGGGAAAACAUCUCCAACCUCUCUCUCAACUCACACUCAGGACUAUGGAGGACCUGCAACUCCCAGAAGCUCUGUCAGCCAUUCGUCAACCCGUUUGAAGGCGGACAAAACCUCACAGACUCUUACAGACAACUUUUAAAUAUGCACGGGACAUUCAUGGUGUUGCUUCCUCUCAGCAUGAUCAUCAUGGUUGUCGGGGGACUGAUGGGGUUCAUCGGCCUGCUGGCCAGAGCUUACCUACUACUGCUGAUGACUGGUGUACUGUUACUACUGGGAGCUCUGUCCUCACUAACAGGGGUGAGUGUGUACAUGGCCUACUCUGCUGCAGUCUUCCAGGAGGCUCUGUGUCUGGCUGAGCAGAUGGGGGUCAAUAUGGAGGGGGUCCAGAUCCUGUUUGGCUGGUCUCUGGUCCUGUCCUGGAUCUCUAGUGGAACACAGCUAUUCACCUCCGCUGGCUUCCUGCUGGCCUGCAGAACCAUCACUACACAGAGACAGGAACUGAAAUUAUGAGACAUGGAGG
Messenger RNA from Oncorhynchus masou masou (cherry salmon), 837 nucleotides. Its product is annotated as transmembrane protein 114-like. NCBI's taxonomy places the organism in Eukaryota, Metazoa, Chordata, Actinopteri, Salmoniformes, Salmonidae. Bases 198 to 827 code for a protein of 209 amino acids. The record is from RefSeq and is a predicted model, not a curated record. Gene Ontology annotation, cellular component: apical plasma membrane. The transcript is spliced from 4 exons.